Aspergillus alliaceus is the source of this 1973-nucleotide messenger RNA. Its product is annotated as MFS transporter. NCBI's taxonomy places the organism in Eukaryota, Fungi, Ascomycota, Eurotiomycetes, Eurotiales, Aspergillaceae. The record is from RefSeq and is a predicted model, not a curated record. The transcript has 8 exons. Bases 1 to 1476 code for a protein of 491 amino acids. Gene Ontology annotation, biological process: transmembrane transport. Gene Ontology annotation, molecular function: transmembrane transporter activity.
AUGCAUCAAAAUGGUAUCCAGGAGGAUCAUGCGCCGGUUGCUUCCCCGCCGUGGAAGUUGGGAUUCCGCUCGUCGAGAAAAUUUGUGAUCUCCGUGGUAUCAAUGGCGGUUUUCACGGAUGUUUUUAUUUAUGGGAUGAUCGUUCCUAUACUGCCCGUAGUUCUGCAAAAGCGUGUGUUUGUGCCAGAUGACCAAUUACAACAAUGGAUGGCCAUAAUGCUGGCAGCGUUCGGUGGUGCUAUAUUCGUUGGCUCCCCUAUAUUUGGGUACUUCGCCGACAAGGGUACUUCCCGCCAGGGACCAUUUAUCAUCGGUCUACUUGCGUUAGGUGGCUCAACUAUCAUGUUCUGGGUAGCCCGAACGCUUGCUUCCCUGGUCAUUGCGCGAGUUCUACAGGGAUUAUCUGCAGCUGUAGUUUGGACAGUGGGCAUGGCUCUUGUUGUGGACACCGUGGGGAAGGAUCAGGUUGGAGCUGCUAUGGGAUACGUCUCCAUGUCUAUGACAGUGGGAACUGUUUUUGGUCCUUUUAUCGGAGGAGUUGUGUUAUCGCGGAUAAGUUACGAUGCCGUGUUUGCGAUUGCGGUCGCACUGGUCAUCCUAGAUAUUCUCCUCCGGCUUGUCAUGAUCGAGCAGAAGAAUGUCUCUAAAUGGACUCAGCCACAGAUCGCUACAGAGACAGAGGGUCUACUCAGCAGUCCGGAUGUAGCUGAUAAUAUACACCAAGCCACCAAACAGACCUGUUCGGACGACGCUUCUGUCAAUCUCCGUCAUUCGGUUUGUUGGCCCAAUGAAAUUAGUGGUGAACCGGUAUCGAGCGGAAGGUCAUCUUCGGUGCCACCUAUUUUGCGCUUGAUGUGUUCCAGUAGUAUGCUGCUCUUCCUUGGAGCGACAAUGGUCGAUGCCAUUUUAUGGUCCUCCUUCGACACUGUGCUUCCUCUUCAUGUGAUGAAGACAUUCGAAUGGAAUCCCUUCUGGAUCGGAAUUUGUUUUCUACCAUUGUUCGCGCCGUCCUUCUUUUCGCCUCUCGUUGGCGAUGCUGUUGACCGCUACGGAUCCCGAACAGUUGCGUUCCUUGGAUUCCUGCUGGACUUCCCAGCAUUUUUUCUCCUUCGACUCAUCACGCACGACACAACGCAAGACCAAGCCCUCCUCUAUAUAUUCCUUUCCCUCGCAGGCGUUGCAUCUACCCUUCAGAUGGUGUCCCUCAUGACAGAAGUCAGCCUUGUCGUCGAGCGACAGGAGAAGGAGUCGCCGGGAAUAUUCGGGAGUCAAGGAGGCAUGGGGCAAGCGUACGGGUUGUUCAACGUCGCUUGGUCCGGUGGCCAGGUACUGGGACCAUUGAUUGCGGGGCUUUUGAGUGACUCUGGCGGGUGGGUGACGAUGGUCAGCGUUUUCGGAACAAUGAGUGGCAUCACUGCGAUCAUUAUCGCCUUCUCGGACGAUAAGAUUCUGAAAUACUUCAAGAAACAAAGGUAGCCUUCUGUUGGAUACCUGCUGAUUGGCUUGAUUUUCAGCCCAUAGACACACACUUGAAUUGUGAAGCUAGACCAGCUCUUUUGAAUUUGGGUUUGAAAAAGCAACGGAGGUUGUGGUAGCGGAUGUCUUCUCAGAACGAAGUACAUAUAUAGUUAACGGUCAUAACUUUGCAUGAUAUUAUCGGCCCAUGAGGCUCCCUGAACCUAAGGAAGAAAAACAAAGUUUAAUUUGACCUUCAUGUAAGGGGCGGAGAGAUUAAUGGGUCCAACAUGGCUGGUAUUUGUUUCCCUGGAGAUCAUGGUGGUUGUUGGAGAGAUGGCGGGAUCCAUGAUUGCAAGGGGGGGGGUGGGAGAAAGGGCCGCCGCAAGGCUGGACAUUAGAAAAUCCUCCUGGUAAGUAGCAAUUGCUUAAAGGUGAUUACCUACUUUGAAGACAAAGGAUAAUAAGGUAUCUUUCUCUGAGAACAAUCAGAUUGAAAUCCUAGUAGGAGGGGAAAG